Molecule: messenger RNA, 365 nt
Organism: Funneliformis caledonium
Lineage: Eukaryota; Fungi; Glomeromycota; Glomeromycetes; Glomerales; Glomeraceae
Source: the annotation of a GenBank genome assembly
UAUCUGAAGUUCCAGCAAAUUUAUAUGAUACACAUUUAUUCAAAGAAUCAGAAUUUCAUUGGUUAUCAAUUUUUAAUGGAUAUUUGGAAGAUGAGAAGAUAUCAUUUUUCUUGUUGGUAGUGAGAAGUAACAAAUUGGUGCUAGUAGAUAUGUGCUUUCAGCCGCAUCGCCUUACUUUAAUACGAUGUUUUAUGGUGGCUUUAGUGAGUCAGCAAGCAAAGAAGUUAAAUUAUAGAAUUAGAAGAUGUUCGACCAGAGGCAUGCCGGGUGUUUCAUCAAUGGCUAUAACUGAUAUCUAUGGUGCUGACGCACUCAAAGAUAAAGUGGAAGAUACUAUUAUAAGAAGUUAUGUUAAUGUUCAUAAU